Aricia agestis (brown argus) is the source of this 2663-nucleotide messenger RNA. Its product is annotated as zinc finger protein 431-like. NCBI's taxonomy places the organism in Eukaryota, Metazoa, Arthropoda, Insecta, Lepidoptera, Lycaenidae. The record is from RefSeq and is a predicted model, not a curated record. Bases 79 to 1152 code for a protein of 357 amino acids. Gene Ontology annotation, biological process: regulation of transcription by RNA polymerase II. Gene Ontology annotation, molecular function: RNA polymerase II cis-regulatory region sequence-specific DNA binding; DNA-binding transcription factor activity. The transcript is spliced from 4 exons.
UGAAAUGCGAAUGAAUCGUGAAUUCGUGAUACAAGAAAUAUCACUGAAAAAUAAUAUUUUUUUAUUGAAGCAUAGAAAAUGAGUCAAGGAACCUGUUUGCUAUGUUUUUCUGUUACAAGAGUAUUAGAUAUUAAAAACACUGGUUUGCAAAAUGUGUACGAAAUAUUAUCCGACAGUCAGCUACAAGCUGAGUCGCAUCCACUGUGCUGCAUUUGCGUUACAAAGCUUCGGCAAUGCCAACUCCUACUGAAACAAAUCACUAAAGAAAACAGUGAACAUCGGUCUGAUAUUAACCCUUUGGUGAGCCUAAGUUGCAAAACUCAAGUGUGGUCGUUACCUCCUAAUUUUAUAGAGAUAGAACUGACUCCAUUAAUCACAGAUAUAGAGAUCAAGAGAGAGUAUAUAGAUGAGGACUAUGACGAGAGCCCAGAUUGUUAUGAAGAUAGUAAUGUUGUGGAAACAGAAAAUGUAACCACAGAACCGACACCAAACAACCCUUUUGCUUGUGACGCUUGUAGCAAACACGGUAAACCUUACUCCUGUGACCGCUGCAGUAAGAAGUUCGGUGAACCGAGUACCCUGAAAAAUCAUAAAAUAAAACACAAUAUAGAAGCCAAGACCUACAUAUGUGAUAUCUGCCACAAAACAUACAUGCAUCAGAGCUCACUAAAAAAACACAAACGGUUACACACAGGUGACAAACCGUAUUCCUGUGGGGUUUGCAAUAAAAAAUUUAGGGCACGCGGUUCGCUAGCUUCUCACAUACUUAUACACAGCGGUGAUAAACCGUUCGUCUGCGAUAUUUGCAAUAAAAGGUUUAGGCAGAUGAGUAAUUUGAAUCGGCACAAGCGAAGUCAUUUUGGAGUGAAACCGCACAGAUGUGAUGUGUGUGAUAAGAGUUUCACCGACACCAGUACAUUGAAGGUCCACAAAAGACUACAUACAGGUGACAAACCGUACAGUUGUGAUGUGUGCAGCAAAGCGUUUACUCAGAUGGGCAGUUUAACGUCGCAUAAACUAACGCACACGGGCGAGAAAUCUUUCAGUUGUGACAUUUGUGGCAAAAGAUUCACCCACAGCAGUACAUGUACAAGACACAAACUGAUCCAUGCUCGGGAGGAACAGAAAUAUGCGAGUGAAGUUGAUAGUUAGUAGUCACUGGAACAUUGAAAUGCCAAAUGUUGUGCCCCUAAAAUCUUACCUACUAUAGACGACCGUGGCUCAGUUGGUGAGCACGUUCCCGUCCCGUCCGUUCAUCCAUCCCGUCGACGGAUGAAAAUAAUAUGGGCGAAAAUCGAAAUACUUUAUACGGCAAAACAACAUUUGCCGCGACAGCUAGUGUAUAAGUAUUAAGGAGCAAAAUGAAACUGCUCCUGCUCAAAAUACCGGUUAGAACCGUUCGCGAUUAUGUUCGCCCCGCCGACUCACAUACACCACGACCCUCAGCCUUUGUCUACACAUUCAAAACAAAUAAACAAGAACUUAUGGCCUGUUGGCUAUUAGAUGUGCUCCAGAAAGGGAUAGAAGAUAUCACUGCACUAGUUACUUUCCGCGAGGAAUUAACCAGGUUAAUUUCAGAAGCAAUACCGCUCGCAUUUCGGUUUCGCUCAAACCGCUUAAAGAGCUCUUUAACCUGGUGAAAAAAUACCGGUUCCAAGCCCUGCCCGUAACACAAGUCCUUCAGGUACUUAUAAACUAACGUGUUGUGAUCUUGUGAAGCGUCCAUAUUAUUAUUAUUAUACAUGCUAAUAAAAUAUUCACACAAUUCAAGGACCUAGAAAGAUUGGCAACAUUUGUCGCUUUGGCAACAUUUUAAAGUAAAACAACUUCAGAGAGCUGGAAUACUCAAUAUAGGAAAAAACUGCGUCAUCAAGGGGGACUCCUUUACUCUGUAUUCCCAAAAAACGCCAUCAAGCGACUUAAAGAUUCAAGCAGACGUACCACUUUACGAAAUUCCUACAAUUAACAAGGUUUUUGAUUUAUCCAUUCCGAACAAAGAAGACGUAGAAUUAGAGUACAAGUCAAACGACAAACUUAUAACACACAUACAUGGAAGCAUUCGAUAGAGCAGAUGAAAUCCGACGGUGUCUUCGUGAAUUAAUUAUCCUAUCAUGAAAUCCAUCACUACGUCGGUAUUUAUGUGGUCGCUGCUAUAUUAGUCGUGAUAGCAGCAUUAUCCAUACUACACUACUUGAAACGUCGGCGUGACGGCGCGUUGAUCGCGCCUCCCCCUCUGCACCUCGCGCGGGAAGCUGCACGGAGCAGGCAGCCGACACCGCCCCUACAAUCAUCCAGCGAGCCACAGCCGUGUGGGUCUCGCGCUCCCGAGCAACGGCAUUCAUCUCAUCAGCAUCACCAAGGAACUAAGCGGAAUACAACAAGCCUGAAUUUGAUCGCAUUUAAUUUCAUUUCAUUUAAAUCUGAUCUCACUUAAUUUAAUUUUUCUAAAUGUUUUUUUAAUCUUCAUCUCGCGACCGGGAAUAUGUACGAUGCAAGCAUCGCACUUUCCUAGGUCAGCAUAAUAAAUACCAAUUUAGUAAAUAUCUUAAUUUAACGAUUUUGUAAUGUUUUAAUUUUAUGCUAAACUCAUCAUUUACUUUGUAAAUAAAAUGUGUCUGCGAUAAUACGCUAUUAAUUCUUAUUUCUCUUAUAUCACAGUACCU